AUGGCACCAACACACCUCUCCACCGCGACCUCCACCUUCGCCGGCCGCCCCGCAGCUCUCUCGCCGCGGCAGCCGCGCUCUUGGGCCCCGGGGUCCAGGGCGGGAUCCAGGGGCGGAUGCGUGCGUUGCGAACGGUGCCUGAUCGCCAACACCAAGGGCGGCGGCCAUGCGUUCAUCGGCCUGCACCUGGCCAAGAGGCUGCUGGCCGACGGGCACCAAGUGACGAUCAUGAACGACGGAGACGAGGGGAAAUUGACAGGGAAGGCUCCAUUUUCGGAGUAUGCAGCAUUGAAACAAGCAGGUGCUGAGAUCGCUUGGUCAGACCCUACAGACCCAUCUACUUAUCCAUCGGGGGACUUUGAUGUAGUGUACGACAACAACGGCAAGACUUUGGACGCCUGCAAGCCACUGAUCGACACGUUUAAGGGCCGCUGCUCACACCAUGUGUUUGUGAGCUCUGUGGGUGCUUACGAGGCGAACAGUGUGGAGCCGAUGCAUGUGGAGGGUGAUGCCAGAAAGGCGUCUGCUGGGCACGUGGAGGUGGAAGGAUACCUGAAGUCACAAGGCGUGCCCUACACCAUCUUCCACCCUCUGUACAUCUAUGGGCCCUACACAGCGAAGGACUGUGAACAGUGGUUCAUCGACAGGGUGGUGAGGGACCGGACUGUGCCCCUGCCCGCGCCUGGCAUCCAGCUCACCUCACUGACCCAUGUUGAGGAUGUGGCAUCCAUGCUGGCCACGGUGCCUGGCAAUGCCAACGCCGUAGGACAGGAGUACAACGUCUGCAGCGACCGGUGCAUCACAUUUGAAGGAAUCGUUGGUGCUGUGGCUGAGGCUCUGGGCAAGGAAGCAAAGGUUGUGACAUACGACCCAAAGGCGUUGGGCCUUAAGAAGGGGGAGGGGUUCCCAUUCAGAACCGUCCACUUCUUCGCUUCCAGCGACAAGGCCAAGCGCGAGCUGGGCUGGGCGCCCAGCCACGACUUCAUGAAAGAUGUGAAGGACUUGUGCGACGCGUAUGUGAGCAGUGGACGCCAGAGCCAGGACGUGGACUUCAGCUUGGACGACAAGAUCCUCACUGCGUCAGCUUGA
Messenger RNA from Ostreobium quekettii, 1089 nucleotides. The record is from the annotation of a GenBank genome assembly. Lineage: Eukaryota; Viridiplantae; Chlorophyta; Ulvophyceae; Bryopsidales; Ostreobiaceae.